CAUUAACAAGCUGUAUACCUGCUGCCAUGUUUAUUGAUUAUGCUUCUGAAAAUAGUUCACUUCACAUAGGAAACAUUAUAGGAUCUCUAAACCCGCUGUCUAGAAAGCUCUGAAUAGAGCAAUGAGCCCUAAAUACAACAUACACACACAAACUGGCAGAUAUAUAGCAUUCUGUCUCAUCCCAUGGGUAUGUAAAUUAGUAGCUGCCACUUGUAGCUGGCUGUUUUGCGUGGUUCAGUUAACCAAACAAGACUAUUAGGAACCAUGUCAAUCUAUAAGGGUCUGAAGUAGCCCUGGGCUGACAUUAGGUGGAACAGUAUGGAGCUGAUUAGUCCUCUCGGUCUGUUUUAGUGUUUGGUAUAAAAUAAGCAGAAUAGUUCAGCAGCAGGAGAACGUCUGGUCCAGUUUCCUCCUCUGAGAGUGUUUGUGAGGAAAUGGCCUUUGGAAGGGGUCAGACUGGAGUCUUUGGAGGUUGCUUUGGAGGUGAGGGAACGGCAACUGUGCAGGAAGUUUUUAGUUACAAAUCUGUGAAGCAUGGCGGUAUUUUGUUGCUUUUUCACAGGCAAUUUGUUAUGUGGUCUCUGGUAUGGUUUCUUUUUACAGCUUUUUACCAGGCCCCCAGACAUUCCAAAUCCAAACUUCUCUUGCUCUAACUGCUACCAUCUGUUGUUUUUUUUAUUUAGGACAUAAUGUACAGUUUUCUAUUGAAUUAUGACAUCUUUUAAAUUAUGAAAGAGUAGCAUUUAUGUCCAUUUCCUUGCCACUUUUUUAUUGUUCUUUUAAGCCUAUAGAUUGUGGAAUAUAUAGCUGAAAGCAGGGUUGUCUUUUAAACUUAAAUGAUACCAGGAAACCUUACCUUCGAUUACCUUCCAGAACCGCAAGGCAUUGGUCCAAAAUAGGAAUUCCGACACUCCACUAGGCCCUACUGAAAAUCUCCUUUGUGUAAAGGCCUGCAGAGGGUCUUCAACAAUGACGGAGUACAAGCUGGUAGUGGUCGGUGCUGGUGGCGUGGGGAAGAGUGCACUGACAAUCCAGCUUAUACAGAACCACUUUGUGGACGAGUAUGAUCCUACCAUAGAGGAUUCCUACAGAAAACAGGUGGUUAUUGAUGGAGAGACGUGCCUCUUGGACAUCUUGGACACAGCAGGGCAGGAGGAGUACAGUGCCAUGAGGGAUCAGUACAUGAGGACAGGGGAAGGCUUUCUCUGUGUCUUUGCCAUCAACAACACCAAAUCGUUCGAGGAUAUCCACCAGUACAGGGAACAGAUUAAACGAGUGAAGGACUCCGAUGAUGUCCCAAUGGUGCUCGUGGGUAAUAAAUGUGACCUUCCUGCCCGCACAGUGGAGACUCGCCAAGCUCAAGACUUGGCUAGGAGUUAUGGAAUUCCCUACAUAGAGACAUCUGCCAAAACAAGACAGGGGGUAGAAGAUGCCUUUUACACAUUGGUGAGAGAGAUCCGGCAGCACAAAUUACGGAAGUUGAACCCUCCUGAUGAGAGUGAAAAAGGCUGUCUGAAUUGUAAAUGCGUAGUAUCCUGACUAGGGUUUUCGGGUCAUUACUUGGCCAGAUAGUGUUUUUCCUGCUCUUCCUCCAGACAAUAGCGAUCAAUGCCAAUUUCGGUAAGGACUGGAAAGAUAGAGUGAGGCUAUAAAGUUAAAGAAGAAUUUCUAUGAAGCCAACGUAGGAUCAGCCUGGAAGUUAUAUUCUGAUAUCCAAUUAAUUAUACCAUGGAUUAUAAUGUCACACCGGUGGGAGUUACUCUGCCAGCAAAUGGGUUAUUAUCAUCCCAAUGAACAGUAAAUGACAACAACUGGGGGCAAAUGACUGUAAUGACUUGGCCAUAUUGUAUUUAUUGUUGCUGGAUAUUGCACUUCAGGACCGGAACUGAAAGUAAUUCGAGAGUUUGUAAUGAAAGGAUUGUUUUACCAAAUGAAUGAAAGAGAUUAGUUACAUCUUGCAACAUCCUACACAGACGUCCGCUAUAAUGUUUUGGGCCCAGGGCCAGUUUAAAAAAGAGCUAUUUGCCCAGGGCCCCCCAGGAUAGGGGGGGGUACUAGCACAUUUUUCAUCUGGGAUCAUUUUUGGCAGAAGCAUCAAACAGAGGUGACAGACCCCUCAUAUUAAUCAACUGGAUGAGCUCUAUAUUAUGGUUGUAGUAUCACCUUUUUUGUCAUGUUUCUGCUCCCAGGGCUCAUCAUGGUGCCACACCUGGGGAUCAUGUCUACUUCAGUAAGUGCACAGACCAUUACUUCACUGCCUGCCUUACUGCAUUGAACUUCACAUGCUUGGAAAAAAAAAGGGAAUUUUUGGGAGCAGCUGGGGCUGCAUAUGCACAGGCCCUGGGGAAGGGAAAACCAACUGCAAUGAAAGUAAAAAGCUACGCAGCAAAGUUAUCAAGUUCCAAUCACAUCCUUGAUUGUAAAGUAAGACUGAUGUUUUCCUUUCCCUUUCUUUAAAAAAAAUAAUUGAAAAAUAAAAACACUAAAAAAAUUGAUAUCAGUAACACCUUAUGGAUAGUUUCAGCCGAAGCCAACCUUGUCCCUGAUGUGUUUAGGAGGGAGCAUUGUUUCCUUGAUCCCCAUUAACUACAGAUGGAGCACACCUUACUGAGGUCUCUCGCUCACAUGGCUUUAUCUUUAUUUCAAAGCAAAACUAGAGACUGCACUCAAACCAAAUUCAUAACCAUUUUCACUCCAACACAUUAUAUGGUAUAUAUACACAUUUUGUACUUUCUGUGCUUCUCAUACUUGUUCUUCACAUCCCAGAAACUCUUAUCAUUCUAUCUUACAUUUUAUUUUCCCCACUCCUCCCACAUCUGCCUGUGUAUUAUCUGCCUUUCCUCAAUUCAUUUUCCUCAUUUACUUUUAUUUGCUCUCCUUUUAUGUAAACUUCUACUUAUGUACACUCAUUCUUCUGCCAACUUUCUAUGAUCCCAUUUUGUUCUUCUAACACUCUUUCCUGCCCUUUUUUAUUAUUUACUCUAUCCCACCAUGUUUCUUUUCCCUCCUUAUGUUCUAUUUUCACAAAAGUGAAAUCCCUGCUCCCUUACUGAGCUGUUGGGGCUGUUACAAGAUAGGGUUGUAACCACCUUUGCCUAUAAAUUGCCAGCUAUGUCUGGGGCCGGAAUUAAAAGAAUUUACUGGUAAUAUAGUUGUCAGUAAAUUUGUAAUGAUUAGGGAUUUGUAAAAACCCGAAUCCACUCCGAUGGAUACGGCUGAAUAUCGAACCGAAUCCUAAUUAGCAUUUGCUAAUUGGGAUUGGUAAGGGCAGCGUGCAGCAAAAAUUGUUUCCCCCUAACAUUUAACCCUUCUGAAUGCUAAUUUAUGCUUAUUAGGAUCCGGUUUGGCCAGGACCAUGGAUUCGGCCAAAACCGAACCAUGCCAAAUCCUGGCCGAAUACCGAACCAAAUCCUAGUCUCGUUGCAUCCCUAGUAAUCUUUAAAUCCCACCUUCCCUAACCCUCUCCACUGUUUGAGAGGGUCCGUUAGGACAGUCCUACCCAUUUCCCUGCCCCUGUGUGACAUCACCUCCUACUCCCUCACCUGAAGGCCAGUAUUACAUAACAGAAAAAGGUGGUGACCCUGUUUCCUGAUGCUGAGAGAUGCUGAUGGCGAGAAGGAAGCUGCAGUCAAAGUUGUCAAAACCAUUAUGGGGGUGGUCAGACCACAUGGCUGGGUACUGGGUAAACAUCGCUGACCACAGUGUCAAGCCAAUCUGCUUCCCCACAGCUGUACCAGGACUUUACAGGAAGAAGUAGCAGCACCAAUGUUUUAGCAGAUGUCAUAUAUGUCAACACUUGGCCUGUUCCAAUCAUAGUCCUUUUCCUCAUUCUACCUGCAGUGGAUAUAAAAAAAGCUAGUUGAUGAUUGGUUGCUUGGGGAUACAUUUUCAGUGUUAGUAGAUGAGAUGCACUGCACUAAUUAUGGGCAGUGUGGAAGCACAUUGUACAUUAUGAAAUGUAAUACAAACCCUAUUGCUGGCAGAUAUUACAGAAUAGAAUGGUGUAUAUUUCUAUUGUAUUCUGUUGAAACAAAAUCAUUUCAGUUUAGAUCAAACCUGUAAAUUGUAUUGUACAUGCGUAUCCAGGCACAUGUUCUCGAUUGUAUUCUUCCUGAAGGAAAUAACAGGAAACUGUAUUUAUUGUACAUAUGCUGCUGCAGAUUUGCAUUAAACGUCUGAUUAUUCAG
Molecule: messenger RNA, 4187 nt
Organism: Xenopus tropicalis (tropical clawed frog)
Lineage: Eukaryota; Metazoa; Chordata; Amphibia; Anura; Pipidae
Gene: hras
Product: HRas proto-oncogene, GTPase
Exons: 6
Coding region: 970-1539 (189 amino acids)
Biological process (GO): signal transduction
Cellular component (GO): membrane; plasma membrane
Molecular function (GO): GTPase activity; GTP binding; G protein activity
Source: RefSeq, a predicted model, not a curated record